Molecule: messenger RNA, 2209 nt
Organism: Penicillium samsonianum
Lineage: Eukaryota; Fungi; Ascomycota; Eurotiomycetes; Eurotiales; Aspergillaceae
Exons: 2
Coding region: 14-2209 (731 amino acids)
Biological process (GO): 'de novo' NAD+ biosynthetic process from L-tryptophan
Cellular component (GO): cytoplasm
Molecular function (GO): heme binding; indoleamine 2,3-dioxygenase activity; metal ion binding
Source: RefSeq, a predicted model, not a curated record
CGCACAACAACUUAUGAUGUUUCUCGUCAGCGCAGGACCCUCGAUACUAUACGGCAAUUCUAGUACAAUAUUCAAUGGCUCUCAAGAUGAUUCCUCGUCUUACAGGGUUAAGGUUGACUUGGCUAUUGGGAUUAUUUUCCUCUUCAUUUCCCUACGAUUGGUGAUAUCGAAGACACCCUCUGUCUUACCACCUUGCGAGAGAAUAAUCGAAGAAGCAGAGCGGACAAAUAUUCGCAAUGGACACGAAAAUGCCGGCUUCCUGUCUAAAAAGGCAGGAUUUUCGCCCCUUCAAACAAUAAAGGCACUUCCGCCUUCCCAUGCAGUAUGGGAUCAACUUGCUGCCGACCUACCUCGCCUAGUGCAGACCCAGAGUGUCCGAAAUGCUGUCACCAAAAUGCCACUGCUUGACGCAUCCGCUGAAGCUUUGCCUGACAUUUACCUCCAGCGGGCCGCCACCAUCCUAGGAAUGACAGCCCAUGUGUUUGUCCGCAUGGAAGGAAGCGAGCCUCUCACAUUGAAAUACGACGGCCAUAGCGAUAUACUGCCACCAUCGCUGGAGAUCCCGUGGGCCGUAGUGUGUAGACGUCUCGGGCGAUCAGCCCCAGCUCUCACCUACGUUGACGGGGUGGUAUCCAAUUUCACAUCAACCAAUUUGUCACACAGUGGCGUGACGCUCGAAAACUUGGAAUUGCUCGUUCCAACCGUCGGCACCAAAGAAGAGCACACGUUCGUUGGUAUAAUGAUUGAGAUAAACGCCAAGACGAUACCAAUUCUCCAUCAAGUCAUAGAGGCACAACGAUCGGUCUUAGCGAAAGAUUCCGACUCGCUCAAAGACGCAAUUCGAAGUCUCCAUGCACUUUUACAACAGAUCACCGGGGUUCUCAAUAAGCUUCAUGCGAACCGAUCACACAAGGCUCAUAUUGAUCCUGUCUUAUGGACCCUCACUGUUGGGAAUUUGGGGAUUCCUUGGGUGAAAGGCAUGGUUGGAGCGGCAGGUACAGCACAUCCGUUGUUUCACAUGAUGGAUGAAUUUACCGGACGGUUUGAGUAUCUCACUGGUAUUGGCCAAGAAGCGCAAAUUGUUCGAGCUACAUAUCCUAUCCAUUGGCGGCAGUUCCUCGAGGCCAUGACGGAAGUGUCAGUCAUGGAAUACAUUUCUGCCUCAAAGGAUAGAGAAUUAACGGACCUCUGGAAAACCUUUACAUCCGCAUAUCACUGCAACGACGGUUUACUGGGAUUCCACCGGCGAAAGGUGUUCGGCUUCCUUGCAGUCUCGUUCAGGAUUGGUCGAAAUACAACCAUCAAUGGUCUAGGACGCAAGCACAGGACAGAGCCCUGGCAUGAGGUCGAUCAAGAAUUGGAAAAGGCUCGUCUAGAACGCAGAUGUCUGGACCCAGAUGAACACAGUCCCGAUACCGAGCCCAGCUCGAACAAACUCGUUGUGUCCGAGCUCAUAAAGCAUAACUCAGAAGAAACCGGUUAUUGGUUCUCUGCCAAGGGGAACGUAUACGACGCAAGCACAUUCAUGCAAAAGCAUCCGGGAGGGGAUACUGUGAUUGCGUUGUGUAGCGGGCAAGACAUCACCGACAGCUUGAAUGCAGUCGGUCAUUUGACAAAUUCUUCGAUCCGCAAUAGACUGGAAACCUAUCUGAUAGGGACACUGGGAAAACCGAAAUUCGCCUCUUCACAUGUGGAAGAGGCCUACAUGGCCGCCGUUGAUCUUGGCCAAAAAACAGCUGAAAUGGAAAACGUGCACCGGAGAAAUUUCCAGUUAUUGAAUGGGAAACUUACCAUGCUGGACGAACCGGAAGUUCUCACGCCGAAGAAAGCACGACACCUGCUUGAUGCAAAGAAUAGGCUUCAGGGCGACCAUGUGCCGGGAUUGGCGAUACUGCUAGAUGCCCUACUCGAUGGCAUCGCGAAGUUGGACAUAAACCUUGACCUUAAUACUGCUCGUGCGCAAAUGGUCGGUCUUCUUGCGCCAGGAACUGGCCCAGGCACUGCAACGCGUUUCUUGAACUAUGAAAUGGCGCUAGACAUGCUGCGGAAAGACUUACAUCGGUUGACUGAAGUAAAAGAGCUUGUUGCGAUGGUGCUUGGGACUUUUGAAGACCCUGGCUUCACAUGUUCUAAGAAAAGUCAGCUUGAACCCAUUGUGGGCACACUAAAUAGAGUAGCAAGUGAAUUGGUUGUGCUUGCUGGGAAAUGA